This is a messenger RNA of Ostertagia ostertagi, 195 nucleotides long. The record is from the annotation of a GenBank genome assembly. NCBI's taxonomy places the organism in Eukaryota, Metazoa, Nematoda, Chromadorea, Rhabditida, Trichostrongylidae.
AUGGAGGGUGGAAUGACUCCCAUGCCUGGUGGGGCAGCUGCUGGCCCGAAAUCGACUAGUAUGAUUUACAUUUGUGGAGAAUGUCAUUAUGAAAACGAAAUCCGUCCCAAGGACGCUAUUCGAUGUCGAGAGUGUGGCUACCGAAUCCUAUACAAGAAAAGAAGCAGGAAAUUGAUGGUGUAUGACGCUCGAUAA